Molecule: messenger RNA, 735 nt
Organism: Terrapene triunguis (Three-toed box turtle)
Lineage: Eukaryota; Metazoa; Chordata; Testudines; Emydidae
Product: cysteine-rich venom protein helothermine-like
Exons: 7
Coding region: 1-735 (244 amino acids)
Cellular component (GO): extracellular region
Source: RefSeq, a predicted model, not a curated record
AUGAUUCUGCUAACUGCACUUGUGUGUCUGGCCAAUGGGCUACAGCAGUCUGUUGGACAGGAUCCAGCUCCAGUAUAUGCUGCUUUGUCUACUGACUUGCCAGAAGUGCAAAUAGAGAUCACUGACAAGCACAAUGCGCUCAGGAGAUUGGUAAAUCCAACAGCUAGAAACAUGCUGAAGAUGGUAUGGAAUGCUGAAGCUGCAAAGAAUGCUAAAAGUUGGGCAGAACAAUGCGUUUAUUCCCAUAGUCCUGUAUCCAGAAGAAAAGUUGGAAAUAUCACCUGUGGUGAAAAUCUCUAUUAUUCAAGUGUUCCCAAAUCAUGUUCAUCUGCACUCCAAGGCUGGUUUGAUAAGAGAGAUUCCUUCACAUUCGGUGUUGGACCAACAUCAUCAAAUGCAGUGACUGGACACUAUACUCAGAUGGUUUGGUAUAAGUCUUAUGAGAUUGGAUGUUCAUUUGCUUUCUGUCCAUACUCGGCUCUGUACAAGUACUAUUAUGUUUGCCAUUACGACCCUGCGGGAAAUGUAGUAAGAUCAGCUACGACACCUUACAAAAAAGGAGACCCAUGCGGCGACUGUCCUGAUGCUUGUGACAAUGGACUGUGCACCAAUCCUGGCAAGUAUGAAGAUACAUACUCCAACUGUGGUCAAAUAAAAAAGGAAUUUACCUGUCAAUACCCGUUUGUCCUAAAAUAUUGUGCCGGUUCCUGUCCGUGCACCACUGAAAUACAGUAA